Molecule: messenger RNA, 279 nt
Organism: Protopolystoma xenopodis
Lineage: Eukaryota; Metazoa; Platyhelminthes; Monogenea; Polystomatidea; Polystomatidae
Source: the annotation of a GenBank genome assembly
AUGCCUCUGUUCCCUUUUCCCGCAGGCCUGGUGCCGUUGGUUGUUGCCAGGCAUUUGUUUGGUCAUUACGGUCAGGUGGCGCUGAUCCUGAUCUGCGUGAUGGCGAUCACGAUCACUGGUUCGGCUCAAAUCAUGGCGAUGACGUCCAUCUUUAUCUUUGACAUUCACGCCGUAUACAUAAAAGUGAGGAAUGACCUUUUUGCCUCGAACCCCUUGGCACUGUUGCCGAUCUCAUGCUCACCCCAAGCAUUGACUCAUCGCAUAAUUCAGCUCAAAUAA